This is a messenger RNA of Argentina anserina (silverweed cinquefoil), 2423 nucleotides long. RefSeq lists its product as uncharacterized. NCBI's taxonomy places the organism in Eukaryota, Viridiplantae, Streptophyta, Magnoliopsida, Rosales, Rosaceae. The coding region runs from base 412 to 1995 and encodes 527 amino acids. The record is from RefSeq and is a predicted model, not a curated record. The transcript has 3 exons.
UGCAUAGAAGGAAGAAUCAAAAACUCUCCUAGGCAAAAACCAGAUCCUUCUCUCUCCCGUGUUUUUUUAACCUUUUAUUGUGCUCUUGAUUAUUUUAUGAUUACAACUAGUUGUAUUAUCAUCUCCAUUGAUCUUCAUCUCAGCCUCGAUUUUCUAACCCCCUUCAGAUUUGAAUCAUGAAGUCUCCUCAUUCCUUCCUUCCUCUCUUCUCCUCUCUCUAUAUGCUAUAUUAGGUGACCACUUUCCCAGCCUUCAAACCUCCCCUUUUUGAAGCCACCCCCGUUUUAGUUGAAACCUCUUCAACUCUUUCAUGGUGCUAAAACAGUGAAACUCAUACUCCUCUUGGAAAUUUCACUCCACAUUUGUUUGUGUAUUGCUUUUGUGCAGAAAGAAUUAACCCAUUUUUGCGAUAUGGCUCAAUUACACGAGUUACUGAAAGAAGAUCAGGAGCCGUUUCUUCUGAAGAGCUACAUUGCUGACAAACGCGGUCAGCUGAAAAGACCAUCCCCCAGAACCCAGUUGCAGGUCAAGAAACGAAGACCCAUCUCGGAAGUUUCCAACUUCCCCAGAAAUCUAUGCAAAAAUGCUUGCUUUUUUUCCCUCCAAGACUCGCCGGACCUCCGCAAGUCGCCGCUCUUUGAGUUCUCGUCGCCGGCGGCCAAGUCCCCAUGCAAGAGUCCCAAUGCCAUUUUUCUACAAAUCCCGACCAGAACCGCAGCUCUUCUCGUCGAAGCUGCCAUGAGGAUUCAGAAACAGUCGACCAGUUCCAAACCCAAAAACCAUGGCUUUGGGCUAAUUGGGUCGUUCUUGAAGAGACUGAAGACCCGAACCCAAAAGCGUGAAAUCGAAGAGAAAAGGGUUAAGAUCUCUGCCAAAGACAUUCAAAGGUGGGAUUCAUCGGUUGGGCGUAGACAGAUUUCAUCUGAAGACAGUCAGAUAAAAAUGGAGGAGGACAAGUUUGAUUCUGGUCCGAGUUUGGAGCACCGACAAAGUGCUUAUGAAAUAAGCAAUACUUGUGAGGUGUGCUUUGCUUCUUCUAAUGUGAACAGUAGGCCCAGUAGUGAAGUGUGGUCUUUGGAGAUGGACACUUCGACUAGUAGUCAGUCGGAUUACACGGAAGCCAUUUUGGGUUCAACAGAUUGCGUUUGCUGCGAAGCCAAGGUCUUUUGUGACAGCCCUUUCCGUUUUGUGCUCGAAACAUCACCCUCGCCGUCCGGUAGCCGGACACCGGAGUUCACAUCGCCGGCAACUUCCCCUGUUCGCCACAGACAAGAGGAGAAGGAAGGGCUAAAGAAUUUCCAAGUUGAAGAAGAGGAGGAAGAUAAGGAACAGUGUAGUCCUGUAUCAGUGUUGGACCCUCCAUUCGAAGAUGAUGACGAGGAGCAUGACGAGGAAGACGAAGAACAUGGUUUUGAUCUGGAAUGCAGCUAUGCCAUUAUGCAGAGGACAAAGAAGCAGUUAAUGCAGAAGCUCCGUAGAUUUGAGAGAUUGGCAGAGUUAGAUCCAAUUGAACUCGAAAAAAGAAUGUUAGAAGAAGGUGAUGAUGAAGAUGAAGAUGAAGAGUAUAACAGCAUUGGUGAUAUAGAAGCCGAAUCAGAAGAAUGUGAUGAUGAUGAGUCGAAAACAUCAGAGAGCAGUUGGGAGGAUAAUCUUGAGGGGUUGAUCAGAGAAGUACUUUGCAAAUCACGCUUUCCUAGUUUGAAGAGAAUACCGGAAGACCUGAAGAGGCUGGUGUCAGAUCUUAUUGUUGAGGAGCAGAGAGAAGUGGAUGACGGUUUCAGCAAUAGAGAAGAAGUAGUGAGAAGGGUCUGCAAGAGGUUCAACUCCUGGAACGAGGUAGAGUCAAACACCAUAGAUAUGAUGGUGGAACAAGAUUUCAGAAAGGAACUCAAUGGGUGGAAACAAAAUCAAGGUCAGGUGGGAGAGACUGCAGUAGAGGUUGAGCUUGCUAUCUUCAGUCUUCUAGUUGAGGAAUUGGCAAAGGAACUCAACUAGGUUGGUUAACUUGAUUAGUAUCAACUAGGAUAAACUUUGAGAUGUUAGGGAUCAUUAAAAGAGUUCGGGGUAAUAUUUAUUUAAUUUUUUUUGGCCGCUUCCAAAUCCAAAGUAUGAUCACUUGGACUCUUGGAGUAUAGUCUGACAUGCCCCGGGAAGAAGGAAUAGGCUACUAAGCAAGGAGAUGGUAUCAUGGUAUUAUGUAUAUGAAUCAUGUAUGUACGUAUCCUUUGCUUAUUCAGAUAUGAUAUGUACAAUUCUCAGCUCUUCAUAAUCUUCUAUAUUAUCUCCUGCCAUAUCACCUCUAUGUUAGAUGAUAAAUUCUCAAUCAUAUCAACGACAUUUAGAAGAUUAUGUAAGAGAGGGGCAGGUAGAGAUAGUAGCAGGUAGCUAGGGUGUCUUACAAAUGAUGAAGAAGCAUCAAACUG